CCCACGAAAGAUCUCUUGAAAUAUUUGUCAUUAAUGAACAAAAUUCUCCUCCAUUAAGGACCUGCUACUCCAACUCCAUUCACAACUUGGAUUCAGUUCAAACCCAUGAAUCAACCUUAUAUAAACAAACACAAACAGUACUAGCUUCAAUCAAAAUUAAGUAGCUAAUCAACAAUGGCGCCCGCAAGCAGAAAAAUCCCAAUGAAGAAACGUGAAACCAGAGCCAAAAGAGCCGUCACUUUCUCUAAAAGACGUUACGGAUUAUUCAACAAAGCUGCCGAAUUAUGCAUUCUUUCUGGAGCUAAAAUCGCCAUGGCGGUUUCUUCACCUUGUUCGAAACAAAACAUCUUCUCUUUCGGACACCCUUCCGUCUAUUCAGUGUUUGACGCUUUUCGUCACAAUCGUGUUCCUCCACCAGUGGAUGAUGCAAUCAAACGGUCAGCCGUUUCUCUCUAUAAUGAAAUUAAGGAACUUGAGAAAGAACGGAAGAAUGGAGAGGAAAAAAUUGAUGGGUUGUUGAAUGAUUUUGAAGACAUGGAGAAAAAUUUGAAGUCCAUUGAUGAGUUACUUGUUGUGGAAGAAAAGAUGGAGAAUUUGAAAGACAAUGCGUUGAUGAGAUUAAGUGAGUUGCUGUCUUCAAACGACUUUGCGUCAGGAAUUUUUGGCGACAUUCAUGUUCACAAUACUGAUUUUAGUAAUGGAAUUAACGCUGCUUUGGCUUCGGAAUUUUCCCAUCUUGAUCAGAUUCUUAUGAAUGGUGAUAACAACUCCGUUUUCAAUCCUGAUUUUCCUGGGAAAAUUGGGAACAAUAGUUUUUUCAAUGCCAAUUUUGAUGUUGGAAUCAACAAUGCUUCAAGUUCUAAUGCAGUUUAUCCUAGUGAGAAUUUUCUGGGUGGAGAGACAAUUAACCAGGGAGUUGAAUUUGGGGCAAUGGUGACAUCUAUUUCCAAUCCUGAAGCUUAUUUUGACCAAAACGAUUCUGAGAAUCUACAGGCCAUGUUUGAUGAAUAUGAAAACAAAAAUCUUCAUUUUUUCUCUUCUGCAGACACAGAUCAAAUUUCUAUUGCAGAUUUUGUUGACCAGAAUGAGGCCAUGCCUCUUGCAACGGUGGAUCAGUUUGGGCAGCUGCUUUCUUAUGGUCUGCCUUAUUUUUUCCAUUGAUCAGUUUGUAUUAUU
Molecule: messenger RNA, 1176 nt
Organism: Pistacia vera
Lineage: Eukaryota; Viridiplantae; Streptophyta; Magnoliopsida; Sapindales; Anacardiaceae
Product: agamous-like MADS-box protein AGL62
Exons: 1
Coding region: 175-1161 (328 amino acids)
Biological process (GO): positive regulation of transcription by RNA polymerase II
Molecular function (GO): DNA-binding transcription factor activity, RNA polymerase II-specific; RNA polymerase II cis-regulatory region sequence-specific DNA binding; protein dimerization activity
Source: RefSeq, a predicted model, not a curated record